AUGACGGCGGCGGAAGUAACCCCCCAAACCGCUAGCAAGGUCGACGUCGACCAGCCAUUUAACACCACAAUGAAGAAGCCGGGCCGCCGCGUCUCCUUCUCCGAAAAUCCACCGAAGCACCGCCGCUCCGCCUCUGACGAAGACGAGGAGCGCCGGCCGCGGCACUGCCGGUUAAACUGCUGCGUGUGCUGCUGCUGGGUGUGGCUGGUUGGGGUGGGAGUGGGGCUGCUGCUGGUCCUGGGCGGCGCCCUCUUCUUCUCCUUCCUCAAGUCAGCCCUGCCCACCAUCCGAAUCAUCGGGGCCACCGUCCCCACCCUCAACGUCAUCAACUCAACGUCGACGACGACGACAGCGUCGUUGUAUGCAGACGUAAAUCUGGUAAUGGAGGCGUCCAACGAUAACGCGAGGGUGGGGGUGGAGGUGGGGGGCAUGAGGGUGAGGGUACUAUGGGCGGAGCGGGUGGGGGUGGAGCUGGGCGGGGCGGAGGUGGGGUGGCCUCGGCUGCUGGCACCGGGGAAGUCGGGGGAGGUGAAGGUGGGGACCAAGGUGAGGAAGGGGGCGGUGGACAGAGAGGACGGGGCGGGGCUGAAAUCGGAUUGGGCCAAGGGAGAAAUGGAGUUGGAGGUGGUGGGGCGGGGAACCAUUGGGUUCUGGGUUGGGGGGAAUCGGAUCAUGGGCGGCUGGCCCCUCGCCGUCGCCUGCCACAAUGUGUCGGUGGCCAUGGUUAACGCCGGCAGGUGGGGCAACUGCACCCUGAAUCUCAUAAGCAUCAGGGAUUUAUAUGAUGGCCGCGAGGGCCGAGUUUUACUAGAUGGCCAAAGGCCGUAG
Messenger RNA from Malania oleifera, 828 nucleotides. RefSeq lists its product as uncharacterized. The transcript has 2 exons. The coding region runs from base 1 to 828 and encodes 275 amino acids. The record is from RefSeq and is a predicted model, not a curated record. Gene Ontology annotation, cellular component: plasma membrane. Lineage: Eukaryota; Viridiplantae; Streptophyta; Magnoliopsida; Santalales; Ximeniaceae.